UUAUACGCCAUGUGAAACCGUAUGCCUAUUUAAACCACUGGCACAAGUGUAAAUGAAACACACAGUACCUGGUUUAUUUGAGUGCAACAGACGCAUAGAUAACGCGAAACUCUCAGAGUGCUAAAUACGUUUAUGUUUUAUUCAGUCUUGUUUCACAUCUGGUGUAAAAGGACAAAAAAUAUCAGAUUUUCCGUCCGCAAAGUAAAUUUGCCAAUUACUUUGAGCAUACCGAUAGAAUGGGGAUGAAAUUUGCCUUGAUUUUUUGCCAUAUGUUUGGCCUACUUUUAAUCGUGAAUAACGUCCAUGGAAAAAUAGAUAUAAAAAACUUGCCAUGUUUCGCAAGCCGUUCAUGUUAUUCACGACCUACUCGCAAAGACACGUUCGAUGACUUCAAAGAGAUCUCGGACAACGUCCAAAGUAAUGAGCCACAAGAAACCAAAACAUUAUUCAGAAUGAAAGGCGAUGAUAAACCAUUAGCCAACCUGCCAAAGCGAUGGAAGCAGGCUAUUCGUGAUGUUGUUGCCUUAGCUAUGAGUGAUUCGCGUCAACAAGUGUUCACAUCUGCGACUAACUUAGACGCGUUAAAGUCGUCCUCGAAUUGGAAUGACGUUCAGCAGACAAACACCGAAUAUUAUUUAGAUAACAAACAAGAUAUUGAGACAAAUAAGAUUCAGGACAAUCGUCUCAAUCUUUGGAAACUACUAAUGAAGAACAGAAAAUAGAAAACCAAAGUACUUUUUGAUAUUAUAUAUUAUCAAUGUUUGUAUCCUGAGUUCAAUAAGUGGGCCUCUGUAUAUCAGCAUUGCUGCAAGAGUCGCCCACAUUAAAUAUGGUUCAAAUGUCCAACGACUAAUGAGCCCAACAAUCGGUUUUUGCACGGCUGGUGUUCCAUACAAAUGGUUCAGUAAAUGCACAUAGGCGUAUUCCUAAAUUCACAACUGUGUUAUCACAAUGGACAUUUCAUACAAAAUUAAUUGCAUUGUUGUAUUCAUUACUAAGUUUAUUAUGGUGAUUAUCAUCGUCAUCAUUAUUGUAUAUUAUUAUUACUAUAAUUAUUUACUAAAAUAGGAAAUUAAGGACGUCGUGUGCUUCUACUGCGAACUAAAACAUUAAUUCCACACUCGAACAUUAUAUAUAUAUAUAUAUAUAUAUAAUAGUGUUAUAUAUAUAUAGAUUUGACAGAUAUAUAAGUGCUUUACUAUAUA
Anneissia japonica is the source of this 1205-nucleotide messenger RNA. RefSeq lists its product as uncharacterized. Lineage: Eukaryota; Metazoa; Echinodermata; Crinoidea; Comatulida; Comatulidae. The transcript has 4 exons. The record is from RefSeq and is a predicted model, not a curated record. The coding region runs from base 237 to 722 and encodes 161 amino acids.